Messenger RNA from Ictalurus punctatus (channel catfish), 1172 nucleotides. Its product is annotated as SYCE1 domain-containing protein. Gene Ontology annotation, biological process: synaptonemal complex assembly. The transcript is spliced from 10 exons. Gene Ontology annotation, cellular component: synaptonemal complex. The record is from RefSeq and is a predicted model, not a curated record. Bases 325 to 942 code for a protein of 205 amino acids. NCBI's taxonomy places the organism in Eukaryota, Metazoa, Chordata, Actinopteri, Siluriformes, Ictaluridae.
AAGCACUUGUAGAUGUCAGCGGUGUAUACCCCUCCGUCAGUUCCUAAAACGUUGCUAUAUUUGCAUUUUUUAAACCGAUAUGUAGAACUUCACGCAAAUUUCCUUCAUAGUUCAAAGCACGGUUUAAAAUAGUUUUUUUUUUCUGCGCGCGCGCGCGCGAGGAGGCAGUUGGUGUCCGUUGUGUAACAUACCAACCGACAUAUUCUUUAAAUUUGGGCUAAGCUAGCUAACAAAGUAUUUUCUCACCCACUAGCUGAGCUAACAACAACUUAUACAUUUACUUGAUAAAUUAUUUAGAUAUCUGUAUUUAUAUCUAAGAAGGAAAUGAGCGUAGUUGAGUCAUCCUUCAAUGUUGAAGAUGUCUUCAGGUUUCCACAGGCUCCUGGCAGGGAGAAAGACCUGAAAAUAGAAGAGCUGUUAAGCAAACUCAGAAAGUUACAACAAGUCAAGCUAGUCCUUGAAGAAGAGGUGAAGGAGGCCCUAUCACUGUGUAGCACUUUACGUGAUGAAGACAAUGCAUUGACUGCUGAGAUCUUACAGUUACAGGGAAUUUUGAGUGAAAAAGAAGAGACAUGCAGAUCUCUUCAGUUCAAAUUGGAGGACUUAGAACAAGAGUCACAGAAGCAGUCUGAACUGAAACAACAGAAAGAGGAACUUGUACAACAGUACAGCUGUCAGAUUCAGGAAACCAAACUGAGACACAGGAAAAUUCGGAUGAAGUUUGAAAAUCAACUGCAGCAGCUGAUUGGACAGCAUAAGAAUUUCUGCACUUUGUUUACUCCAGAGAGAAUCCCUACUGAGAUACAAUCUGCUGAAUAUGCCACAGAACAGUUGCUGAAAGCUGAGAAGCAAAAGGUGGAGCAGGUGGAAAAUUUACAGGAAGAGCUGAGUAAUGCCCAGAGCACAAACAUGCCUCAGGAUGCUAAGACAGCUGCAUGGUGAAUCUUUUUUUACAUGUUUCACGUACCUGAGAGAGUGUUCAUGAAGAAAUAGCCACACAUCUUCUCAGAAAAUGUAUUACUUACUCAGUAAAGCUGUACAGACUGUACUAAUAUUACAGAAAGGUUUAUCAGUACACUGGUUUAUUAAUUUUUUUCCUGUUGUUGUUCACAUGCCAAUGUUCACAGUUCUGGCUGAGCACAAGUGAAUAAAAAGUAAAAGGUACAAAACCA